Molecule: messenger RNA, 285 nt
Organism: Cylicostephanus goldi
Lineage: Eukaryota; Metazoa; Nematoda; Chromadorea; Rhabditida; Strongylidae
Source: the annotation of a GenBank genome assembly
AUGUUGUUCUUUUUACUUCUCACUAUUCGUCCACUUGCGGCUCUCGAUGUCGCCCUAAUACCUUUAACUGGAGUGUACAGUCACGAUGUCAUGAUGAGAGAUGUUGGGAUGGGAAUGCCCCACGGAACCAACAUAACAUGGAUCCAAACGUACCUCUACGAUUUCGGCUUUGGUGAGAUUGGUUUGCCUUCACAAUGGACGAAAAUCAGGUACUGGGGACAUGACAAAGAAGGUAAACAUCGUUCAAAUUUUCAUUUCCGCCAUUUAUCAUCACGGAUAACAUAG